Molecule: messenger RNA, 432 nt
Organism: Lactuca saligna
Lineage: Eukaryota; Viridiplantae; Streptophyta; Magnoliopsida; Asterales; Asteraceae
Source: the annotation of a GenBank genome assembly
AUGGUUGUCGAAUCAGAGGAAGUUCACCAUGAGUCAUCUGAAGAAUACGAAGAUGAUGAGGAGGGUAAAGAGAGAUGCAAGGAUGCUUUCCUUAACUUCAGUUCUGAUUAUGAAGAUAAUGAAGUCGAUGAAGACAAUGACUUAGUUGAUGAAGAUGAAGAAGGGUUUGGUUCAGAAGAGGAAAUUGAUGACACAACAGGGGCUAAUGAUCUUGAUUUGGGAGAUGCGGUUGGUGCAGGCUUCCCCAUUCACGACCCAUCAGUUAAGUGGAAUAAGAUGAAGCCCCUUCUUGGUGAAAGGUUCAAAAGCAUUCAUAGGGGCAAUAGGGACAUCAACAUUCACAGGGGCAAUAGGGCCAUCAACAGGUAUUUCACCUUCAUUAACAGGGUUAUUGAAAGGAAUAACUACACCCUCAUUAGCAACACCUCCUAA